GUCGCCGCGGCUCCCCGGCCGUGUGGCUGUCCCCGGCGCUGUCCCCGAGCCCGCGGCGUGCAUGGCCCUGCGCGGGCGGCGAUGGCUGCGCGCUGAUGGCCCAGCCCGCCGCGCUCGCCAUGGCUGCCAGAGAGGAGCUGUACAGCAAAGUCAUCCCCCGGCGGAACCGCCAGCACCGCGCCGGGACCAUCAAACAUGGCUCGUCGCUGGAGAUCCUGCUCUCCAUGGGCUUCCCCAAAGCACGGGCACAAAAAGCGCUGGCAUCGACAGGUGGAAGGAGUGUUCAAGCAGCAUGCGACUGGCUCUUCUCCCACGUGGGUGACCCGUUCCUGGAUGACACCCUGCCCCGGGAGUACGUGCUGUACCUGCGCCCCACCGGGCCCCUGGCGCAGAAGCUCUCGGAGUUCUGGCAGCAGUCGAAGCAGAUCUGUGGCAAGAACAAAGCUCACAACAUCUUCCCCCACAUCACCCUCUGCCAGUUCUUCAUGUGCGAGGACAGCAAGGUGGAUGCUCUCACGGAAGCCCUGCAGGCCACGGUGAUGCGCUGGAAAUGCAAAUUCCCCGCCCCGCUGCCCCUGGAGCUCUACACCUCCUCCAACUUCAUCGGGCUCUUCGUCAAGGAGGAAAGUGCUGAGGUGCUCAAGAAGUUCGCUGCAGACUUCGCUGCAGAGGCGGCUUCCAAAGCAGAUGUCCACGUGGAGCCCCACAAGAAGCAGCUCCACGUGACCCUGGCCUAUCACUUCCAGAGCAGCCACCUGCCCACGCUGGAGAAGCUGGCCCAGAGCAUCGACGUCAAGCUGGGCUGUGACUGGGUGGCCGCGAUCUUCUCCCGCGACAUUCGCUUCGUCAACCACGAGACUCUGCAAGUGAUCUACCCCUACACCCCCCAGAACGACGAUGAGCUGGAGCUGGUCCCGGGGGAUUUCAUUUUCAUGUCCCCAGUGGAGCAAACCAGCACGAGCGAGGGCUGGAUUUAUGGCAUUUCCCUUGCCACGGGCUGCUCGGGGCUGCUCCCUGAAAACUACAUCACCAAGGCGGAUGAAUGUGGCACCUGGGUGUUCCAUGGGUCCUACUCCAUUCUGAACACCACAUCUUGCCCAUCCCUUCAAGCCUUUGCUGAUGGGGCUCUGGAGAGAAGGCAGCAGGAAGACCAAGGGCCAGGGGACGCUGGGCCACUCACCAUCAUCUGCCAGAACGUGCAGCCCCUGAGGAUCAGCAGCCAGCCGGGCCCUCAGAAGCGCUGCCUGUUCGUCUGCAGGCACGGCGAGAGGAUGGACGUGGUUUUUGGGAAGUACUGGCUGUCCCAGUGCUUCGAUGCCAAAGGCAGGUACAUGCGCAGUAACCUGAACAUGCCUCACAACUUACCUCAGAGGAGUGGUGGUUUCAGGGAUUACGAGAAAGACGCUCCCAUCACCGUGCUGGGCUGCACCCAGGCGAGGCUCGUGGGUGAAGCCUUGCUAGAAACAAACACCAUCGUAGACUACAUCUACAGCUCCCCCUCCCUGCGGUGUGUGCAGACAGCCCACAACAUCCUGAAAGGAAUGCAGCAGGAGAACAAGCUGAAGAUCCGGGUGGAGCCCGGCCUGUUCGAGUGGACCAAGUGGGUGUCCGGGAGCUCCCUGCCCGCCUGGAUCCCCCCGGUGGACUUGGCUGCAGCCACGCUGAGCGUCGAUACAACCUACAGACCUCACAUCCCUGUCAGCAAGCUGGCGGUGUCCGAGUCCUACGACACCUACAUCAGCAGGAGCUACCAAGUGACGAAGGAAAUCAUCAGCGAAUGUAAAGGCAAAGGAAAUAACAUCCUGAUAGUGGCUCACGCAUCCUCCCUGGAGGCCUGCACCUGCCAGCUCCAGGGGCUGUCACCUCAGAACUCCAAGGAUUUUGUACAGAUGGUCCGAAAGAUUCCAUACCUGGGGUUCUGCUCCUGCGAAGAACUGGGGGACACCGGUGUUUGGCAGCUCACAGACCCUCCCAUCCUCCCUCUCACACAUGGACCAACUGGAGGCUUUAACUGGAGAGAAACCCUGCUGCAGGAGUAGGGCCAGCCCCAGCGAGGACAGCCUCUCCCAGCGCUGGAGAUCUCCUCUUCUCCCUCGUGUUUUAUUGCCAGCAGGAAAAUCCCCUCCUCAUCUCUCCCGUGGCUCGCUCCAAGCACAUCUCACCCAGCCACAGCCCUGCAAAAAGUCUCAUUUACACCAAAAUGGGCUGAUUUGAGGAGGGGGGGGGGGAAUUGAAAUACAGCUUGAGGCUCUUGCACAGCUCGGGGUUGGUUUCCUCACCUUGAAGGAGCUCUGGUGACACUUUCACUGCCACUGCAGCACGGCAGGGACAAGGAGCCCUGUGUCAGGCAGGAUGCUGGGGUUGUUUUCUCACUGCUAUUUUUGCAAAGUGUCUGAAGCCUCGUUCAGCACCUCGUGCUUGCUCCACUCCCAGCCCCCAAACCCUCAGCACCUUCCAGAAAAAAAAUGAAAGGAUUUGAUUUCCUUCCCCAAGGCUGGAAAUGAGUCCAGCAUUGCCUCUGCAGGCUGCACCAGGUUAUUCCUCUCCUCUGAGCAGGCAGAGAUGGGAGUGCCCAAAAUGUGCUGGGUAGUGUGCAGGGAUUCGUUGAUAUAAAGGAAAAAUCUGGAUCAGAGGAAAAUUCCAAAUUUCACAUCAGUUGCAGGUGAAGUUUGAGCAUCAAAAGUCAGCACAACAAAAGCUGGGAGGAAUUUCUUUGAAGUGGAGAUAAAAGAAGCCUUUUCCAGCCAAGCCUGGGGGAUUUAGGAAGUUCAGAUUUGGGUUUUUAGUCCUUUACUUUGGUUAUUGAAGUCCACCUGUGUGCCCAGACACAGCCUAAAAGGUUUGUGCUGUUUAAAUUCCUUCCAGGCUUUGGAAAAGGGUUUUUUUUCCCUUUUAUACUGGGAUUUUUGUGCUGGCCAUUCACCAGGAGUGUCUCUGUGUCCCUUUGGCAGCCCUGGUGAGAUUGUGCAGCCAGCAGGUUGCUCCAGGAACACUGGGAUGAAAAAGCUGCUGGAAUUCAGCUGGAAUUCUUAGUGCUGGAAUUCCCAAGUGCCACCUGUCAUAAAGACAAAGCAGCUAAAAAACAAACAAAAAAAAAAACCAGCACAUUUCAAUUUAGGAACAACAUUUGAUGCAUUUAUCCAGGGAGGGAAGGGUUGGGAUUGGGGGAAAGUGGAAGAGGAGGGUUUCCAUCUCUAACCAAGAAAUUUGGGAUCACCAGGGGGAUCCUCUUGGUGCCAGAGCCUGCAGGCUGCUAAAAAAUCCUGCAUCCCAAAAUACACCACAGUGGGUAUUUAUAACAUAAAGUGGCAGCAGAGCAGGGGCUUUUAGGAUUAGAAUUAUUAAAAAUUGUCAGCUUUGGUGAUCAAUUAUUUGGUGAUAAAUUAUCAAUUAUCAACAAAUUAUAGAUUUUUUGGUGAUAGAAUUAUCUAAAAUGAUCGGCUUUGGUGAUAAAUUAUCAAUUAUUUGGUGAUAAAUUAUAAAUUAUCAAUAAAUUAUAGAUUUUUUGUGAUAGAAUUAUCUAAAAUGAUCGGCUUUGGUGAUAAAUUAUCAAUUAUUUGGCGAUAAAUUAUCAAUUAUCGAUAAAUUAUCAAUUAUCAAUAAAUUAUAGAUUUUUUUUUUUUGGUGAUAAAAUUAUCUAAAAUGAUCGGCUUUGGUGAUAAAUUAUCAAUUAUUUGGUGAUAAAAUAUCAAUUAGCAAUAAAUUAUAGAUUUUUUUUUUGGUGAUAGAAUUAUCUAAAAUUAUCCGCUUUGGUCAAAGAAUUGCUGCAGGCACUUCAGCAGUGCAGGCUUGCAUUAAAACUGGGUUUAAAAGGGAUUUAGGCAAACUCCUUUCUUGCUUUGGGCCACAAGUGUGAGCACUCCCAGGAGCAGAAUCAUCCCGGAAUGGUUUGGGUUGGAAAAACCUCGAAGCUGCCCCGGGAGCAGGGACAGAGCAGGCGGCCUUGGAGCCUCCCGGGGGUGUGGAAACCACGAAACCACGAAACCACGAAACAAAGAGCAGCAUCCAAGGCACGCUGGGCUGCUCCAGGAGAGAUUUCUGCCGUCCCUGCCCAGCUCUGCCUCUGCUCGAAGUGCUCAAGUGUUUGAAAUGGGUGAGAUUUGGUGUUUAUCACUCAAAGAAAAAUCAAAUUCUCGCGGUGUUUUGGUGGAUUUUCCCCUCAGGCAGGGCUGCUGACACCUCCCCCAAGCUGCCGCAACGACCAGGGAGUGACAAAGUGCAAUUCCAGCUUCCCAAAAGAGGAGAAAGAAUUGGGAUGGAGCAAAAUCUUCUUUGGAGCUCGCACCUCCUGUCCACACCCAGCCUGGCCCAUAGCCCAGCUAUUCCCACACUCCAUAGGAAUAUUCCAUUAUUUCUACUUUUAGGACUGUGUAACACACCUUAGGCCGCUCAUAAGUGCUUUAUUACAGCAGGGAUGGAACUGAAAAGUCAGGGAGAAAAAUUAGGACAGGACAAAGAAAACAAACAAACAAA
Messenger RNA from Vidua macroura (Pin-tailed whydah), 4473 nucleotides. RefSeq names its product ubiquitin associated and SH3 domain containing B (gene UBASH3B). The record is from RefSeq and is a predicted model, not a curated record. The transcript is spliced from 14 exons. Gene Ontology annotation, molecular function: protein binding; protein tyrosine phosphatase activity. The coding region runs from base 96 to 2039 and encodes 647 amino acids. Gene Ontology annotation, cellular component: cytoplasm. Lineage: Eukaryota; Metazoa; Chordata; Aves; Passeriformes; Viduidae. Gene Ontology annotation, biological process: platelet aggregation; negative regulation of bone resorption; negative regulation of signal transduction.